UACUGGUAGACUCUUGCUCCGUAGUAGUGUCACAACUAACCUCUUGUAAAUCUCACCCCCUCGUCUUCUAUAAGCUACUUUUAACACAAGUCUGACAUAAUAUAUUUACACAAAAUGGGUGACUCUAACAAUACUCAUAGCAUUGCGGACUACCUCGCGCAGCUGUUAAAGGAUAAGAAACAGCUAGCAGCCUUCCCAAGUGUGUUCUUACACGUCGAAAGACUUCUCGAUGAAGAGAUCAACAAAGUGCGAGCCAAUCUCUUUCACAUCAAUGGUGGCGUGAAGGAGCCCCUCACGCUCCCUGACCCAGUGGGUCCCCCUGUCACUUUAUCUGACAAGGUCUACGUCCCUGUCAAGGACCAUCCAGAUUUCAACUUCGUGGGCCGGAUACUUGGGCCUCGGGGCAUGACAGCCAAACAGUUGGAGAAUGAGACUGGCUGUAAAAUAAUGGUACGCGGAAAGGGGUCCAUGAGAGAUAAGAAAAAGGAGGAACAAAAUCGUGGCAAACCAAAUUGGGAGCACCUAAAUGAAGACUUGCAUGUGCUCAUCACAGUAGAAGACACUGACAACAGAGCCAAGAUCAAGAUUCAGAGAGCCAUUGAAGAAAUCAGAAAGCUCUUGGUUCCAUCGGCGGAUGGGGAGGAUGAGCUCAAGAAGCGGCAGUUAAUGGAACUUGCAAUUAUAAAUGGCACCUAUAGAGAUUCUUCCAGCAAAAAUGCAGUGGCCUUUUUUGCCUCUGCCCAGAGCAGCCACUUUAAUGGGGGUCGACUGUACCCAGUGAACGAAAUUGAGGCUCUGGGUCAUCUUACAGGGGAGGUUCCACGCCUGCUUACCCCAGGAAUGGGACUUCAGUCCCCUAUACGCACCACUACGCCACUGGGAGGCCCGCCUCUUAUCAUGCCAGCCAGAAUUCAUGUACCCACCUCCACAUCGCUGAUCAAUGGAACUGGAAGUGCUGGCAUACCUCCACCAUUGAUUGCUGCAAGUGAUGCCUCAGCUGGUCUCCUCUACGCUCCAUAUGCUGCUGCUGCGGAGUAUGCUGCUGCCAACUAUGCUGCCAUCACCUCACCACUCCUGACUGAAUACCCCCCGGAUGCUGCUGGUGUAGCGGCCAAGCAGCGGCGCCAUUUGGGCCAGGCACGGGAGCACCCCUAUCAAAGGACGGGUACGCUCUCGUAGGCCACAUCCCAGCCGACCUGGCGCGUUGCUAACCCGCCCCGGGCUCCUUCUCUUGUGUCCCUCGUGUCACUACUGACCAGCACUGAGGCACCACCACCACCACUCCAUCACCACCACCACCACCAUUCACCCUAGGAUACACCACUAACCUCGCUGCGCUCUGGGUGCUGCCGCAUCUCCCACCCGGCUCCACGAUCGUUGGUACGUGCCUUCAGUACCGCAAAAUUUUGCUCUGAAUCAGGGCAGGAUUUACGACCCUAGGGUCUUGCGGCGGCGGCCAUACUGUCGACCCGUGAACAAGGGCAGGGUGUACAACGAAGGUGGGCAUAGGGAAGCCUACAUGCAUAAUAUAAAUGAAGGCUUUGGCUGCCUACACCUUCCUUCUAGCCUGCCUGCCUGUAUGCCUUUUUGAGGCGCAGCCAUAAUUUUUUUCUGAACUAAACAUUUAAAAGUACUGUAUUGCACUAACUUAACGUCUACUACUAAAUAGGACAGAAAAUCUAAAAGUUCAAAAAAUCGUUCCUAGGGUGAUAUAUGAUGCUCAGUUUUAGGCAGCUUCUACUUAGGAUUUCCAGUGACACAGGUGACAAAUCAGUGAAAGAGAAGAUGGGUCAAAUCUGUUCAAAGCAUGUUGUUAUAAAAGUGAAAGUCAUUUGAGACAGGUACUAUACAAAGUGUGCAUUUAGAGAUGGUGCUAACGUUCAGCUCGGUCACACAGCUUUAUCCUUAGGGUCUUUGUGUUGUUGGUGUUAUAUUUUAUCAUUUUUAGAUUAGUGAAUAAUAGAUGUUUAAUGAAUCUCAAUAGCUUCUAUCACAGCGUGUCAUGUAGCUCAUGUCUUAAGCAUGUUCUAAGCCUAGUGCUAUGAUCUGGGACUAUAAAUAUGCAAAGUGGGUAAACAAGUGUGUAUUCAUUAAUAAUUGUAGUGGCAUAUAGCCCAUGGUUGAAGUAAAAAGGUGCAGCUUGUGAUUACUCAUGAAUUGAUAUAUAUGUUUGAUAAGAGGACAAAAUCAAGGUAUGAGCAUAUUUAGGUAUGAAAAGGUUUCAAAAUUUACAGGCACAACAUUUACAUUUCAUAACUAAAGCAUAAUGAGGAUUUUAGGAACAGGAUAUAAAAGUGUCCUAGGUUUCUGUGCUUACAGUAUUUCAUUCACUAGUACUAUAGUUUAUGACCAGUUGCCAUUUUAGGCCAGAUUUUAACCAAAAGAAUAGUAAAUUUUCUUACCAUGAUUUUCUUGUUACUAAAAGUUACAUAGUUUAAAGGGGAUGUUGCAAUUAUUCAUGGUAACUUCAUUAACUAGUGCCUUAGGUUGCCGGGUAAUCACUCCAUACAUCGUUAUUGUGUGAUUUAGAGAAUCUGUCGAUAGAUGCCAUGAAGUACCCCGAAGUGCCUUCUGUUAUGAAGCUCAGAUAUAUAUCUUAUUUUGAGUUCUAAUGUGCCAAUUUAGAAUUGAAAUUUUUUUUGACAUAAUGGUAACUGUAAGUCUUCAAAACUUAGAAGAAAAAAAAGCCAUAGUUGUGAGGAAUAGUCUCAUUAGGUUUACCUCAAAAGACUUGCAGUUUCUGUGUGAUUUAUUGAUUGGUGUUAAUAUGUCUGAAGAGCUUGACACUUAUGUACAUAGUUGUUCAUCCUCUCAUUGUACUUAAUCAUUUAUUGUUGUACUUAAGCAUGAACCUAUGCAAUGACGAUAAAUAUUAGAAGCAUUUUUGGGGAUUAGAAAGCCAAGUGCACGAAGUUUAUUUUAAUAUUUUUUCUCUCAAUGUUGCUGUUUGUGCCAUACUUGGAUGUUUGAAAAGCAUCCAAGAUUCGCCUUCAUCAAAGUACGUGCAAAUAUUAAUGUAAGUAGUUGUACUUACCAGACAUUUCACAGGUAGUUCUAAGUAGUUAUAUGUAUAAUGCAUUAACAUCGAAUCAUUGUAGGGUGGAGGUUCCUUUUCAUCACUGGAGGAGAAAGCCGUUGUAUGCACAUGUGCCAAUUAAUUUGUAUAGAAUGUAAAUUUAUCCCUAUUUAGUUAUCUUCCUUCUUUUGUUGCCUUAUCUUGGUUGUGACUUCCAUAUAGCUCAAGGUAUUUGAGCUCAUAUUUUAGUCGUUUCUAUAUUUUCUUUUUGAUAUUUUUCUUGCAUGCAAUUGGAUUCACUGAGUACUAAAAUGUACGGUAAUGUAUACUCAGAUUUAGCUUAAAAAUUUUAAGCCUGGUAAGUGAAACUAAGUGUAGAGUUAUUUAAGAAAUUUAAUGUUCUUUUUUAGAUGUUAUUUUCAUAUGUACGAAAAUCUUUCAUCUGUCGUUUCAAUUUAUUCUCUUAUGUUGGUGCUAUCCUACACAAAGUCAUUCACUGAGAAGUGUGUCACUACCACCUGUCUGGUUUGCGUUUAGUGUUGUUGUGGAUCUGUGAUGAAAAUCUUUUUAGGAGGUUUCCAAAGGAAUGCUAUUUAUUAAGAGAAAGUCAUUUUUAUUCAGUCUAUUUAUAUUUUCAUUUGUGACUUGAAAGGAGAAUACUUUAUGUGCUGACAGGUUCAGUCUGGAAAUAAUUUUUUUCUUUCUUUUUUGUACAACAAUCAUGAUGAUAACCUGUCCUAGUAAGUGUUCAUGAUCAUCAUCAUCACCUUGCUCAUCUCAGAGUACAGUAUAUACAGUAAUUUUAUUUCUAAAGAAGAAAUGUAAAUUAUGUCAGAUAUUAAAUAAUUUCAUAAUAUAAGAUAAUUUUAAUGCCACUUGUUUUUCUUGUAUUGGCUUCUUUCUACCCUGCAAUCACUUUAGAUCUAUAAUGUAGAUAGGUAGGACUUUUACUAAUUUUCCAUACUCUCAUUUCUAUGACUAGGUCACAAGUAACAUGUAUUGAUUCACAGAAAAAGAUUAAUUGGUAUAGAUUAUUCACCUUAUAACAACCAGGAUGUUGAUGAUAACUAAAUAUUAGCUUACUACUGACAGUCUUGGGAAUGGAAUAACGUUUAACUGCGGCGGUGGACUACUGACGCAAAACUCAAGUUGAGACUUUUGCAUUUUAAUCCCACAGAUGCAGAAUGUAUUUCAUUUUACAAUAUCCUAAUCUCUAUAAUAUAAAAUGUUUCGUACAAA
This is a messenger RNA of Macrobrachium nipponense, 4255 nucleotides long. It is a transcript of the gene how, whose product is annotated as protein held out wings-like. The record is from RefSeq and is a predicted model, not a curated record. The coding region runs from base 115 to 1179 and encodes 354 amino acids. Gene Ontology annotation, cellular component: nucleus. Gene Ontology annotation, molecular function: mRNA binding. Lineage: Eukaryota; Metazoa; Arthropoda; Malacostraca; Decapoda; Palaemonidae. Gene Ontology annotation, biological process: regulation of mRNA splicing, via spliceosome. The transcript has 9 exons.